AUGGCGAUGCGGUCCGCUGUCCUGGCCGCUGGCCUGCUCAUUGGCUCUGCACAAGCUUUGACCAUCGAGGGUAUGCUUGCUGCGCCUCGCAGAAGCACAGGAAGUCUGAGUCCCAUGGGUGACCGAGCCCUUUUCUCAGCGACCAGCUACAAUUGGACGACAGCCAAGGCUACGACCGAAUGGUACUUCCUUGAUGUCGAGAGCGGCAACACUACGAAGGCACCUUUCGGAUCUGAGGUUUCCGAGGUUGUCUGGAUUGGCGAGACGGAAGAUAGCAUUCUGUACCUGAAUUCCAGUAACGAGGCAAUUCCUGGAGGCGUAGCUCUCUAUACAGCCGAUCUAAGCGCCGAGUUCAACCCCACAUUGGUAGCAUCUCUAGGCGCACCAUUCUCUGGUCUGAAGGCUGCGAAGACCACUGAUGGCUCCAUUAACUGGGUCGCCAACACGCUCGCCUACUGGAACAACGGGUCUGCCUAUAACCCUGAGCUUGCCUCCAAGCCUAAGUCCGCAGGACAGCUGUACGAUGCAAACUUCGUUCGCCACUGGAACUACUACAUCACCGAGCAGCGAUAUGCUGUGUUCAGUGGCAGCCUUGCUAAGGGCAAUGGUAGCUACUCCUUCAAUGGAAAGGUCACCAACCUGCUGAACGGCAUCAACUCUACCAUAACCAAGCCGGAGAGCCCGGUUCAAGGAUCUUCGAGCGAUCCUGGUGACUACGAGAUUUCUCCUGACGGCAGCAAGGUGGCCUUCCGCAGCAAGUCUCCAGAUCUGCCAAAGGCCAACUACACAGCAAGUUAUAUCUACGUGGUUCCUCACGAUGGCUCCGAGGUGGCAGUCCCCAUUAACGGACCUGGCACGACCGCCCCUGAGACCGCUCAGGGUGCUUCUACCUUCCCCACAUGGAGUCAUGACAGCAAAAAACUGGCGUAUGGUCAGCAAGACGGCAUCGACUACGAGUCUGACCGUGUCAAGCUCUAUGUUGCAGGUAUCAAUGGCUUGAACUCCCAGGUGCAUGCAGUUGCUGAGAACUGGGAUUCAUCCCCCUCAGGCCUCAAGUGGAGCCCCGACGAUGCCGAUCUCUGGGUUGUCUCUGAGCUCCAUGCCUCAAACCGUCUCUGGCUCGUUCCUCACGACGCCCCUGCUGACUUCAAGCCUGUGAACUUCACCGGACCUGACACUGUGCUGUCCGACUUCGACAUCCACCCAGACGGCUCCGCAUUCGUCUCAGCUGCUGCCUCGUGGACAAGCCGUAUCUUUUACAAGCAGUACCCUGGCCAAGACAAGAAUGUCAUUUUCACAGCUAACAAAGUUGAUCCCGAGCUUACUGGUCUAUUGCCCAACUCGACCUCCAAUUUCUGGGUAGAGAACGAAGAUGGCGACCAGGUCCAGUCCUUCGUUUUCUACCCCACUGACUUCAACCCCGAGGAGAAGUACCCUUUGAUGUUCAUCAUACACGGUGGACCUCAAUCCACCCAGGGUGAUAACUGGAGUGUGCGUUGGAAUCUGCGUCUUUGGGCAGACCAAGGCUUCGUCGUCGUCGCAACCCAGUUUACCGGCUCGCCCUCAUACAGUCAAGCCUUCACCGACAAGAUCCAAGCAAACUGGGGCGGAAGUCCAUACAACGACCUCGUCACCGUUUUCGACCACAUUAAAGCCAACAUCUCAUACAUCGACACCGACCGUGCCAUCGCCGGCGGUGCAUCCUUCGGCUGCUACAUGACCAACUGGAUCCAGGGCCACGCUCUGGGCCGCGAAUUCAAGGCCCUCGUCUGCCACGACGGCAAGGUCAACCAAGUUGCCAGCUACUCGACUGAUGAGCUGUGGUUCAUCCAGCGCGACAACAACGGCACGAUCUGGAACGAUCGCGCCAACUACGAGAAGUGGGAUCCUAUCAUCCACUCGAGCAACUUCAGCACGCCUGAAUUCAUCAUCCACAACGACCUCGACUACCGUGUGCUAAUAUCCGAAGGUCUGCAGACGUUCAACAUCUUGCAGAGUCUGGGUGUGCCGAGUCGCUUCUUGCAUUUCCCCGAUGAGGGCCACUGGGUCACGAAGAGAGACAACAGCUUGCUGUGGCACAAGAGCAUUUUUAACUGGAUCAGGUACUAUGCUGGUCUGGACGAGGAGCUCAUCCAAGAGGGUGUUAUUCACCAGUGA
Didymella exigua CBS 183.55 is the source of this 2157-nucleotide messenger RNA. RefSeq names its product alpha/beta-hydrolase. Gene Ontology annotation, biological process: proteolysis. Gene Ontology annotation, molecular function: serine-type endopeptidase activity. The record is from RefSeq and is a predicted model, not a curated record. The transcript has 4 exons. NCBI's taxonomy places the organism in Eukaryota, Fungi, Ascomycota, Dothideomycetes, Pleosporales, Didymellaceae. Bases 1 to 2157 code for a protein of 718 amino acids.